AUGAGCGAGGUUACAGUGGUGAUUCGAGGAAAAAAUGUCUCUGUCACGCUUCCGGCAGAUGUAGAACCGGUGAUGUUUUCUUCCAUGUUAAAGGUGUAUAAGCCAUUCCGCGAAUGGUGCGAAGAGAUUGAUGAAAACCUUGAUGUCCGGGGUUUGACUGUCCAGAGCGUGGAUUACUUCGGAGCUAGGAUUGGCUUUUUGAAGUUUUCUGCGGAGGCGUACUCCAAGAUUCACGGCCAGCGGGUGCCCGGGAUCGUUUUCAUGCGGGGAGGGUCUGUUGGCGUCCUUCCUGUGCUCAUUGACGAGAAAACUGCAGAAAAGUACAUUGUCCUCACCGAACAGGCACGGGUUCCCGUUGGAAAGGCGUCAUUCUUGGAGAUCCCCGCGGGAAUGCUCGAUGAGAAUGGAGAUGUGGUCGGCGUGGCUGUCCAAGAGAUGGCAGAGGAGACCGGCAUCUCACUGAAGCGGUCCGACCUUUGUAGCUUAGGUUCAUACUACACUUCUCCGGGGGGCAGCGACGAGCUUCUAUCUCUAUACUACACGGAGAAGUCGGUUUCCAAAGACUUCCUUGAGAAUCUGGCGGGAAGACUCACCGGAGUCGGACCACACGAACGCAUCAUCGUUCGCCUUACUAAGCUAGCCGGGUCGCUGGAGAAGCUCACAGAUGGCAAGUCGCUUCUGGCAAUUCUGCUUUACGAUCGCUUGAAGGGUUCCCAGGGUGGCGCUUUUGCCUCGCACUCGUAG
Messenger RNA from Giardia duodenalis, 744 nucleotides. Its product is annotated as ADP-sugar diphosphatase. NCBI's taxonomy places the organism in Eukaryota, Fornicata, Diplomonadida, Hexamitidae. The record is from RefSeq and is a predicted model, not a curated record. Gene Ontology annotation, molecular function: ADP-glucose pyrophosphatase activity; ADP-ribose pyrophosphatase activity. Bases 1 to 744 code for a protein of 247 amino acids. The transcript has a single exon. Gene Ontology annotation, biological process: nucleoside phosphate metabolic process; ribose phosphate metabolic process.